AGACGCACGCGCGGCAGGCAGAAGCCGUGUCAUGGCGUCAUCAUCGUGCGACCUCUUUCCGGGAGGCAGGCGUCCACGGUGUUGAGGUUCUGGACUCUUCUCUCCUGCUUGCGUUUACUUGCCAGCACAUCUGCAGAAGACCAGCUGAAACACCUAGGUGACCAUCAGUGGGGUAGUCGGACUGCAGAGUGAACUGUGUGGCUCUAACUUUCAACCUGCUAGUAGAACUCACAGGAAGAAAAAGGGACACGUUGAACAGUUAUCAUGGUGGCUGGUGCUAUGGAGGCGUAUGAGCAGGUCCAGAAGGGUCCCCUGAGGCUGAAAGGCGUGGCAGAGCUUGGUGUGACAAAGCGGAGGAAGAAGAAGGACAAAGACAAGGCUAAGAUGCUGGAGGCCAUGGGGACAAUGAGCAAGAAGAGUGAGGAGGAGGAGGAGGAGAGGCGCUGCUUGGACCAGCGCACGCCGGCGCAGGUGGCCUUCGAAAAGAUGCAGGAGAAGCGGCAAAUGGAAAGAAUCCUGAAGAAGGCAUCAAAACCCCACAAGCAGAGAGUGGAGGACUUCAACCGACACCUGGACACGCUCACAGAGCACUACGACAUCCCCAAAUUGGUCACAAUGGCAGGUGAAGAAAUGAAUGAAGACUAUCCUGUAGAAAUUCAUGAUUCUUUAACAGCCUUGGAGAGCUCCCUGGGUGCUGUGGAUGACAUGCUGAAGACCAUGAUGUCUGUUUCUAGAAACGAGUUGUUGCAGAAGUUGGACCCACUGGAACAAGCAAAGGUGGAUUUAGUUUCUGCAUACACCUUAAAUUCCAUGUUUUGGGUUUAUUUGGCAACUCAAGGAGUUAACCCCAAGGAGCAUCCAGUGAAGCAGGAAUUGGAAAGAAUCAGAGUCUACAUGAACAGAGUCAAAGAAAUAACAGACAAGAAGAAGGCCGCCAAGCUGGACAGAGGUGCUGCUUCGAGAUUUGUCAAAAAUGCACUCUGGGAACCCAAACCAAAAAACACACCAAGAGCGGCUAAUAAAGGGAAAAGUAAACACUAAUCUUUGGGUUUUGAUGUACAUGGCUUCAAAGGUACAUCAUUUUAUCAGCUUACAGUGUAGUUCUGUGACCGUGCAGUGUUUAAAUGGAUUCCUUUUUGAAUUCAUGUAUAAAUUUACACAUUAAAUUUGUGAUACUGAAUCUUUUUUUUGCUGAGAAAGAUUACGUUGUCUUUAUUGAUUUUCAUAUAAAGCAUCAUGAUAGUUUUAAUAUUGUAAGACAUUCUAUGAGCAAUUGUGAAAUCCAAAUGUUCUUUGUAAACAUUUGUAGUGUUUUAAGUGAAUAAUGAUAUUAUGAAGUGUGCUGUCUGUAGACUGGAGUUAUAAGGACAUCUGUUUUCAGUAAUGAUGAGAAAUGCAAUGACUUAUUUAAAUACCCACUCUGUUUUCUGUUCAGUUAGUUCAACAUGUUUCUGUGAAUUUUUUUUUAGUAAUUGCUGUCUGGAUAUUCAAAGUGCAAAAUUGAAACCUUAAGGCUGUACUUUAAUUCUUCAUGUUCCAUUUAAAAUAAAAUGUUCUCAUUAAUGCUGACGGAAAAUAA
Molecule: messenger RNA, 1579 nt
Organism: Apodemus sylvaticus (European woodmouse)
Lineage: Eukaryota; Metazoa; Chordata; Mammalia; Rodentia; Muridae
Gene: C1d
Product: C1D nuclear receptor corepressor
Exons: 6
Coding region: 265-1041 (258 amino acids)
Biological process (GO): regulation of gene expression; maturation of 5.8S rRNA
Cellular component (GO): exosome (RNase complex); nucleolus
Molecular function (GO): DNA binding; RNA binding
Source: RefSeq, a predicted model, not a curated record